Messenger RNA from Knipowitschia caucasica, 1617 nucleotides. NCBI's taxonomy places the organism in Eukaryota, Metazoa, Chordata, Actinopteri, Gobiiformes, Gobiidae. The record is from the annotation of a GenBank genome assembly.
AUGAGAAGUCUGUGUCUGUUGGUGCUGCUGCUGGUGCUUCUGGACUGUGGCCUCUGCCAGUUCCCUCGACCUUGUGCCACCUCCGAGGGCCUGCGAACCAAAGAGUGCUGUCCGGUGUGGGAGGGGGAUGGCUCGGCCUGCGGAGCCUUGUCUGGGAGAGGCUUCUGCACGGAGGUGGAGGUCUCUGAUGAACCGUAUGGACCUCAGUAUCCUCACAGGGGAAUUGAUGAUAGAGAGCGUUGGCCAACCACUUUCUUCAACAGAACGUGCCGAUGUGCUGGGAACUAUGGAGGAUUUAACUGUGGAGAAUGCAGGUUUGGUUACAGGGGGGGCAACUGCGCUGAGUACCGUGAAUCAGUCCGUAGGAACAUCCUCACUCUUUCAACUGCGGAACAACAAAAGUUUAUAUCCUAUCUGAAUCUGGCGAAAAACACUGUAAACCGAGACUAUGUCAUUUCCACUGGCACAAGAGCAGAGAUGGGUGCAGAUGGAGAGAACCCCAUGUUUUCAGACAUCAAUUCCUAUGACCUGUUCGUCUGGAUGCAUUACUAUGUGUCCAGAGAUGCUUUUCUGGGAGGACCAGGAAAUGUGUGGAGAGACAUUGACUUUGCCCAUGAAUCAGCAGCCUUUCUGCCCUGGCACAGAGUCUUCCUCCUUCACUGGGAGAAUGAGAUCAGGAAACUGACUGGGGAUUUUAAUUUCACUAUUCCUUACUGGGAUUGGAGAAAUGCCCAAAGUUGUGAGGUGUGCACAGAUGCUCUGAUGGGUGCACGCAAUGCACUCAAUCCAAACCUCAUCAGUCCUGCUUCUGUCUUCUCGUCAUGGAAAGUGAUCUGCACCCAGCCUGAGGAAUACAACAGCAGAGAGGCCCUGUGCAACGCCACUGGGGAGGGCCCGCUGCUGCGGAACCCCGGGAACCACGAUACCAACCGUGUGCAGCGACUUCCAUCAGCAGCUGAUGUGGAUUUUGUUGUGAACCUGUCCCAGUAUGAGACAGGAGCCAUGGACCGGUUCUCCAACAUGAGCUUCAGAAAUGUCCUGGAGGGUUUUGCCAGUCCAACUACAGGUUUGGCCGUGCCAGGCCAAAGCACAAUGCACAAUGCACUUCAUGUGUUCAUGAAUGGGACCAUGUCGUCAGUCCAGGGCUCGGCCAAUGACCCGGUGUUUCUGCUGCACCACGCUUUCAUCGACAGUAUAUAUGAGCGCUGGCUCAGAACUCACCAGCCUCCUCGCUCCAACUACCCACGGGCCAACGCACCAAUCGGUCACAAUGAGGGUUACUACAUGGUGCCAUUCAUGCCUCUUUAUAGAAAUGGAGAGUAUUUCAUAACCAACAAGAAUCUUGGAUAUGAAUAUGCCUAUCUGCUGGACCCAGGCCAACGGUUUGUACAGGAGGUUUUGACACCAUACCUGGAGCAGGCCCAGCAGAUCUGGCAGUGGCUUUUGGGAGCCGGGCUCUUUGGAGCAGUCCUUGCUGUCCUAAUUGUUUCAGUCUUUAUUGCUGCCAGAAGAAAGAUGAAACAUGGUCAGAGGAAGAAGAGAGCUUCCAGUUUUGGAGAGAGACAGCCACUGCUGCAGAGCAGCUCAGAAGAGGGCUCUUAUCAAACACACCUGUAA